AUGGCCACUGGCAUGCUUGUAAUGAGCUAUUCUGCACCAGCAACCCUAACAGCGAAAGCUGCCCAUGAUCACCACUGCUAUGGCAGAAGCCGGAAAGUGGGGACGAAUAUUAUUGUCUCCAUGCCAGAGAAUGGAGGUGUAGUACUCUCGGGAAAUACUCAGAGACGGGUCAGGCAGCUGUGGAGGGGCUCUAUCCAUGGUCCUCUGAGAGUUAGGGGUUUGGCCGGAAUCACAUUUUGUCUUGAUUCGUUUGUGCGCAAAACAACGGUGGCUGGGCCUUUCCAACCUGCCGAGUGCUCGGCCGGGAGGCUGAUCAUUCCCAUCUUCUUCGGCGUCGAGCCUUCUCAUGUUCGUCACCAGGCUGGGCCUUUCCAACCUGCCUUUAAAUCAUACCACAAUGACAAGAAAGUGGACAAAGCAGAAGUGGACAAGUGGAGAGAUGCCUUCAAGACAGUAGCCAAUAUUUCAGGCUACAGCCUCAAGGAUGACGCCACUUGGCAUGAAGCAAUGCUGGUGGAGAAAGUUGUCCACCACCUCCAGCGGCAUCUAGACAGUGACCAUCUGUUUGUGGCAGACAAUCCGGUUGGAAUGGACUCUCGCACCAAGGACAUGAUGAAGCUGCUGCAAAUUGAAAGAAAUGGUGUAAAGAUUGUUGGACUUGUGGGUACAGGCGGCAUUGGGAAAACAACCAUUGCCAAGGCUGUUUUCAACGAAUUGUGCCCAAAAUUUGGGUCAACCACCUUUCUUUCAAAUAUUAGGGAGUCUUGGAAACAUGCGUUGUCAAAGAUGCAACUAAUGAAGCAACUCAUGGAAGAGAUCAUGGACGACAGAGUCACACAAAUACACAACCUUGAUGCUGGGCAGCGCCUGUUCAGAGAUAGAAUUCCUCCUAAAAAAGUUCUAAUAGUAUUGGAUGACGUUGACCAUCUGAAUCAAUUGGUUCUAAUUGGAGAUAUGCUUUUCAGAGCAGUCAUCAACAACAAGACAUGUACGAAACAGGACAUGUACGAGGACAUACAAUGGAAGGUUGUUGCAGUCACGGGUGGGUUGCCAUUGGCCCUAAGAGUUUUUGGAUCGUACCUCUCUGAUAAGAGCGACCGGGAUGAAUGGAAAGAUUAUUUGGAUAAGCUGCAACAGACCCCAGAUCAAGACAUCCAGAAAUGUUUGCAAAUAAGUUAUGAUGGACUGUAUGGAGUUGAGAAAGAGAUAUUCUUGGACAUCGCAUGCAUCUUCAUUGGCCAUGAUCAACGAAGGAACGAUGUCAUAGAAGGCAUCAGUCUUGGCAGGACUGGGGAAGAAUGUUUAAGUGCUGGAGCCUUUGGACAGAUGACAAGCCUAAGAGCUCUUUGGCUCAAUAAGGUGAACUUAGAAGUUGACAAAAUUGAAGUACCUAAUAUCUCACCAUUUCUGAAUUUGGAGAAGUUGCCCGAUGCCAUUUGUCAAUUAACUUUACUUCAAACUCUUCACAUAAAACAAUUCCCAAGACUUGAAUCUCUACCAGAGCGGUUGGGGAACUUGAAGUUGUUGAAUACGCUUGAACUUGAGGAGUUGGCAAUCACAAGUAUACCUUCUUCAAUUGGACAGCUAAUAAAGCUCCGUGAGAUGUAUUUGAGGAAGUUAGAUAGGUUGCCGAGUUUGCCUGAUUCAGUUAGUAGUUUGAAUUCUUUGCAAUUAUUCAAUGUUGAAGGCACCGACCUAAAAGGAAUUAAGAUAGACGGUGUGGAUCUCAUGGACAUUGAAUGA
Molecule: messenger RNA, 1743 nt
Organism: Nymphaea colorata (pocket water lily)
Lineage: Eukaryota; Viridiplantae; Streptophyta; Magnoliopsida; Nymphaeales; Nymphaeaceae
Product: disease resistance protein RPV1-like
Exons: 7
Coding region: 1-1743 (580 amino acids)
Biological process (GO): defense response; signal transduction
Molecular function (GO): ADP binding
Source: RefSeq, a predicted model, not a curated record